GAUCCAAAUUCAAAUUUCCUUUGUCGAGGCUCAUUAAAUGAUUAUGCAGCAUGCCAGUGUCGGGAAGACGAUAGUGAGCUAUCAUGCAUAAACGCUCAGUUUGUUGAUACAGAUGUUUUUCUUCAUAUAAACAAUUAUCAUAGACAUUUUCGGAAAAUAACAUUUCAUGGCAAUAAUUUUCAAGAUCUGCCAGAUAACCCUCUUUUUGGAACUGAUGAACACCAAAAUUUGGAGGUUUUAAACAUAUCAGCAAAUUAUAUUGUGAAUUUAAAUUCGAAAGCUCUGAAAGGAAUGCCAAAUCUCCUCAUAUUGGAUAUGAGCAACAAUGAGAUUGUUUUAAAACCAGAAGAUACCACUUUUUUGUCAUAUAUUCCCAAGUUGAAACAGUUGUAUCUGCGGCGCGCUUUUACGUCAUUGGUCAAUCGAACCGUUCAGUUUGCACUCAUGAUGGAAAUGUUUGAAAAUGCCAAUCUCAGUGAACUUAAUUACAUUGAUCUAAGUUAUAACUUUUUUACAUCGGUCCCUUAUCAACUUGCUUGUCCUUUUCCAUCACUGAGGUAUAUCGAUCUUCGACAAAAUUUUUUACAAACAGUUAACAUAAAUCUCACAUGUUUGGCGAAAAUUGAAAUAUUCGACUUGAGCAGGCAAUUCAUUACAUUUUUAAAUAAUUUUCGACAGUUGGAUGAAUCAUUCAUGAAAGGAAUCGGUCAGAUGUUGCCGGAACGUUCAAUUAUUUUGAAAAACUCUUUUUACUGCAAUUGUAAAAGCGUUUCAUUCAUCAAGUGGGUCAGACAUUCCAGAACGGUGUAUAAGAAUGUUCUGGCUUGCAGUCGUGCCAGCCCUUCCAAAUACAAUGGUUUUCGCUUGCAAGAUUUACCGUUGGAUGCUCUGGAUUGUAAUGAUCCAGUUUUGGCUGGUCAAGCUUCUCUUUAUUUCAAUACUAUUUCAGUAUUAUCUAUGCUUUUACUAGAUAUUUUUUUGUAUAUGUUGUUUUGA
This is a messenger RNA of Dracunculus medinensis (Guinea worm), 996 nucleotides long. The record is from the annotation of a GenBank genome assembly. NCBI's taxonomy places the organism in Eukaryota, Metazoa, Nematoda, Chromadorea, Rhabditida, Dracunculidae.